Brassica oleracea var. oleracea is the source of this 1641-nucleotide messenger RNA. RefSeq lists its product as uncharacterized. The record is from RefSeq and is a predicted model, not a curated record. Bases 380 to 1447 code for a protein of 355 amino acids. The transcript is spliced from 9 exons. Gene Ontology annotation, molecular function: glycosyltransferase activity. Lineage: Eukaryota; Viridiplantae; Streptophyta; Magnoliopsida; Brassicales; Brassicaceae.
UGAAUUUUUAUUCAUAUGUUCCAAGUUAUUUUCUUUUUCCUUUCCGAAGACGUGCCUCCACAUACACUGCACCUUCCUCUAACAAUUAUUGUUUUUUUUUCUUCCCUCUUUGUUUUCAUUGGCACGAUCCUAACACCAUUUUGUCAUCAUAUGCGUAGUCAGUGUUAGAAUAAAUCGUUAACGAUGGCUCCGUUAGUCAACUCUUCUUCGCAUUAAAAUCACUCCUCCGAUCUCUUAUUCCUCUCUUCUCCGGCGACUUUCAUACACCUUCGAAUCUGAAUGAGUUUGUGAGUGGAGGAGGAGGAGGGGGUCCACCAAUACCUGAGCCAGUGCUUUGUAUUUUUAUUUUAGUUUUUGAUCAAUUAGAAUAUAAACAACAAUGGGAAAAGCAUCCUCUCUGCUUCUGUCUCUCCUAGGUUUCGGUUUCUUUGUUGUCACAUACAAUCUUAUGACCCUUAUAGUCCACAAUAGAUCUGGUGUGAUGAGUAGUAGUCCACUUCUAGAUCCCGUUGUUCAGAUGCCUCACAGAAAGACCAAAAGCUCUCCUGCGGCGCCCUUUCACGUUGCAUUGACUGCUACGGACGCUCCUUAUAACAAGUGGCAGUGUCGUAUUAUGUAUUAUUGGUAUAAGCAGAAGAAGGCUCUUCCUGGUUCUGACAUGGGAGGGUUUACUCGCAUUUUGCAUUCAGGGAAUCGUGAUAACUUGAUGGAUGAGAUACCGACGUUUGUUGUUGAUCCUCUUCCUCCAGGUCUUGAUAGGGGGUAUGUUGUGUUGAAUAGACCGUGGGCGUUUGUGCAAUGGCUUGAAAGAGCUACCAUUGAGGAAGACUAUGUGCUGAUGGCAGAGCCUGAUCAUGUAUUUGUUAACCCUCUUCCCAAUUUGGCUGUUGGAGGAUACCCAGCCGCUUUUCCGUUUUUCUAUAUUACGCCUGAAAAGUACGAGAACAUAGUCAGAAAGUAUUAUCCUGUGGAGAUGGGGCCGGUUUCAAAUAUUGACCCGAUUGGCAAUUCUCCUGUUAUUAUAAGCAAGGAAUCACUUGAAAAGAUUGCUCCUACAUGGAUGAAUGUCUCGCUAACAAUGAAAAACGAUCCGGAUACUGAUAAGGCAUUCGGAUGGGUGUUGGAAAUGUACGGUUACGCAGUUGCAUCUGCUCUGCAUGGCGUGAGGCACAUACUUCGGAAGGACUUCAUGCUUCAGCCUCCAUGGGAUUUGUCUACCAAGGGGAAGUUUAUCAUCCAUUAUACUUAUGGAUGCGACUAUAACAUGAAGGGUGAGCUGACAUAUGGCAAAAUAGGAGAGUGGCGAUUCGAUAAGAGAUCACAUCUACGAGGUCCUCCUCCGAGGAACAUUUCCAUGCCACCUCCCGGUGUUCCAGAAAGUGUGGUGACUCUAGUGAAGAUGGUGAAUGAAGCUACUGCAAAUAUCCCUAACUGGGACACUCUCUAACUCGCAUCCACAAGACACAAAUCAUAGAAAGGACAACAACCCAUUACAGCUUAUUUUGCCAAAUGAAGUGAUUUGUUUUUUUCCUUUUACUUCUUUUCUUUCUGUUAAAUGAUGAACUCAAGAGUAAAUUAUGGAAUCUGGUUUCAGAAAAUGUUCAAGAAAUGGUUAGAUGAUAAUAUGAUGAUAGUUAGAUG